UGACGUUACAAGAAGCAGUGAAGUCUCUACAGAACAGUUUUACUUCUAAUAGAAAGAUAAAGUUGAUCAUCAGAGUUUAAAAACAACAAACUGAUAACGACCAGAAAACCGCUGCCAUCUCUUUCUGCUUUAAGGUCGCAAUGGCAACCAAUGACAGCCAACCUGAUAACAUCGAGGUCGUCUGACCAAGAUAAACACACACACACAGUCACGGUCAAUGACAACACACACACAUUCACAGCCUUUGACCUCUCCAAGGUCUCCUCAUGUGUAACACAGAUUAAAGUCAGAACUCCUCAUCGUCUCCUCACACUCCUCCGUCUCCUCGCAGACAUGUUGACCUACCUUCUCUCCUCCUUCUCUCUAUCCGUCCUCCUUGUCUUCAUCUUCUUUGUGGUGAUCGUCUUAUUAAGCAAACCUCUGCUGUCUCCCAAGCGGGCUCACGGGUCCAUCCCCUGCCUGCCACGGGUCCCUGUCCUGGGCAGCCUCCCAUGGCUGGGAGGGAGCCUCCCCCCCCACCUCCUCUUCAGCCAGCUGGCUUGCAGGUAUGGUCCUCUGUUUGCUCUCUACCUCGGCCCCCACUACACGGUGGUGGUGAACGACCACCAACAUGCCAGGGAGGUGCUGCUGCAGAGAGGGAGGGACUUUGCUGGACGGCCAAGCAUGGUCACCACCAACCUGCUGACCAGAGGAGGCAAAGACAUUGCGUUUUCAGACUACUCUCCUCUCUGGAAGUCUCACCGCCGCCUCGUCCACAACUCCUUCACUCUGUUUGGAGAAGGAACCACUCGACUGCAAGACAUCGUUUUGUCAGCAGUGGACAGUCUGUGCAUUGAGUUGUUGUCCAACGGGACUCGUGGCUUUGACCCGUGUCCUGCGGUGACCAGAGCGGUUACCAACGUCGUGUGCACGCUGGUCUUCAGCAGCACUUAUCGCCACGGUGAUUGUGAACUGCAGGAAGUGAUCCGAUACAACAACGGCAUCGUGGAGACGAUUGCCAGGGGAGGUCUGGUGGACAUCUACCCCUGGUUGAAGGUGUUUCCUAACACGUCUCUCAGUAAAUUGAAGGAGUGCAUCGCUGUCAGGGAUCGACUGCUGAGCCGUAAACUGGAAGAGCACAAGGCAACGUUAAGUGAUGGUGAUCCUCGUGACCUACUUGAUGCCUUGCUAAAGGGACAAACAGGUAGAAAGAAGGGUCAAAAGCCACCUGGGCCACAGGAGGAGGGGAUAACAGACGACCACGUACUGAUGACGGCGGCUGAGGCUUUUGGAGCUGGAGUGGAGACGACAUCCACCACGCUGCUGUGGAUCUUGGCCUACCUGCUGCACCACCCUGAGGUCCAGGAGGGUGUUCAGAAGGAGCUGGAUGAGAAUGUGGGCAGCGAGCGAGCCGUGAGCGUGUCGGAUCGUGGUCACCUGCCGUACCUGGACUGUGUUAUCAAUGAGGGCAUGAGGAUCCGACCUGUCAGCCCAGUUCUGAUCCCUCAUACCGCAAUGACCAACAGCAGUAUUGGAGGUCACGCUGUCAGUCAAGGGACUCGUGUUUUGAUCAACAUGUGGUCCAUUCAUCACGACCCCCAACACUGGGACAAACCAGACUUGUUCAACCCAGAUCGUUUCCUUGACAACCUGGGUCAACGUGUUACACCCUCAUGUUUCCUGCCUUUUGGGGCCGGACCUCGAGUCUGCGUUGGCGAAUCAUUGGCCAGACUGGAGCUCUUCCUGUUCUUGUCCUCUCUGCUCCAGCGAAUGAGCUUCAGGUUGCCGACUGGGGCUUCCCCUCCUAACUUGCAGGGGCGACUAGGUGUGGUCUUGCAGCCGUUGCCUUAUAAGGUCGUAGUCACACCUCGGCCUGGAUGGGAGGGCAGGGCUAAAUGAAAGGAGGAGGAGCUACUAGUCAAGCUAAGAUUUUAGACAGAAAUAAAGUUUUGUUGCUUAGGUAAACAUUUAAAGUUAAAAGUAACCAUUACAACAAUUACAAAAGCUAACAUGCAUACAGAUUUAUGAACAAGGACAUUUUCAUGUCUUUUUUUAUUAAUUUGUUUCAUUAAAGGUACAAUAAACUUUAAUCUCAGUUAGUUUGGCUUAAUUUGUCCCAUCUU
Melanotaenia boesemani (Boeseman's rainbowfish) is the source of this 2102-nucleotide messenger RNA. RefSeq names its product steroid 17-alpha-hydroxylase/17,20 lyase. The coding region runs from base 151 to 1878 and encodes 575 amino acids. NCBI's taxonomy places the organism in Eukaryota, Metazoa, Chordata, Actinopteri, Atheriniformes, Melanotaeniidae. The record is from RefSeq and is a predicted model, not a curated record. The transcript has 9 exons. Gene Ontology annotation, molecular function: iron ion binding; steroid 17-alpha-monooxygenase activity; heme binding. Gene Ontology annotation, biological process: hormone biosynthetic process; progesterone metabolic process.